Molecule: messenger RNA, 1785 nt
Organism: Amaranthus tricolor (Joseph's coat)
Lineage: Eukaryota; Viridiplantae; Streptophyta; Magnoliopsida; Caryophyllales; Amaranthaceae
Product: mevalonate kinase
Exons: 5
Coding region: 336-1499 (387 amino acids)
Biological process (GO): isoprenoid biosynthetic process
Cellular component (GO): cytoplasm
Molecular function (GO): mevalonate kinase activity; ATP binding
Source: RefSeq, a predicted model, not a curated record
AGACUUAAUUGAAUAAAAAAAUGUUAAUAAUGAUUUUCUUUCCCAGUUACAAAAUCUUUCUUACUCAUCUCAUAUUUCCAUAUGAUGAAAUUAAUAAUUUUCUUACAUAGGUUAAUAUAAUAUGAAAUCAUCAUAGGAUUUUCAUCAAAUUUGAUAUUAGAUUUUGGCAUAGAAAGAAAAGGGAAAAUAAAACCCCCACACCCACGAGAAACGCUUGCAAAAUGCGAAUACGCCUCGUGGGCUUUGUUCACACUCUGCGUAGGAGUAUAUAUUUUGCACGAAAGAAAAAAUUUUAUUUGAUCUCUCGAUCAAACUGAAAACGACCGGAGAAAACUAUGAAGGUAAGAGCAAGAGCUCCCGGGAAAAUCAUACUUUCCGGUGAACACGCUGUUGUUCAUGGAUCUACUGCUGUUGCUGCCUCCAUUAAUCUUUACUCUGUUGCUUCCCUUGAUCUCUCUUCUGAUGAUGACGGUAUGCUAAAGCUUGAGCUCAAGGAUACAGAGUUAGAGUUUUUGUGGCCAACAGGGAGAAUUAGAGAAGUAUUGCCAGGUUUUGACUGUCCUUCGCCUUCAAUACCAAAAUCCUGUUCAACAGAGUCAUACAAGUCCAUUGCGUCACUUCUAGAAGAGCAAAAUAUUCCGGAAGCGAAAAUAACAUUGGCUUCUGGAGUGUCUACAUUUAUCUGGCUAUACACUGCCAUCCAUGGGUACAAACCUGGAAAAGUGACUAUAUAUUCUGAACUUCCUUUAGGCGCUGGCUUGGGUUCAUCAGCUGCAUUUUGUGUGUCACUUUGUGGUGCCCUUCUUGCCUUAUCAAACUGCUGUGCACUUGACUACGGUCAGCAAGGCUGGGUGACAAUGAAAGAGAGUGAGCUUGAUUUGGUAAACAAAUGGGCUUUCGAAGGUGAAAAGAUAAUCCAUGGCAGGCCAUCUGGCAUCGACAACACUGUAAGCACCUAUGGAAAUUUGAUACAGUUCAGGUCAGGCGAACUCACACGGCUCAAGUCGAAUCUUCCAUUAAAAAUGCUAAUUACAAAUACUCAGGUUGGAAGAAACACAAAAGCCUUAGUUGCUGGUGUGUCAGAGAGGACACUGCGCCAUCCUGAUAUAAUGGCUUCUGUUUUUGGUGCUGUUGACUCAAUAAGCAAGGAGUUGUCAACUGUCCUCCAAACACCAGUAGCUGAUGAUAUAGCAAUCACAGAACAAGAAGAUAAGUUAGAAGAACUAAUGGAAAUGAACCAAGGUUUGCUUCAAUGCAUGGGAGUAAGCCAUGUUUCAAUAGAAACUGUCCUUCGAACAACACUCAAGUACAAAUUAAAAUCCAAACUCACGGGAGCUGGUGGCGGAGGCUGUGUAUUGACACUGUUGCCAACACUUCUGUCCAGUGUUGUGGUUGAUAAAGUAGUUGCCGAGUUAGAAGCUUGUGGCUUUCAAUGCCUCAUAGCAGAAAUUGGAGGCAGCGGCUUGGAUGUAUGCUUCGAGAAUUCUUCCCGGAAUUAAAAGGUUAAUUGUUAGAGCAAUUUUAGUCUCAUCUUUAUUGCGGAUUAUUGCUAUUUGUACCAGUGCAAGUUAUUCUUCUUUGUUGUACAAUACGCUUGUACAUUAAAUUCAUUAUGGUAGUUGGCAUCCUCAUUCGUCGACUACAUUAAUAUUUCUCUUUCGUAGCUCAAUGGUGCUAUGUAUUAUUGGGUCCUUAGAUCUUUUGAGUAGUACAUUGUGUGAAGUUAAAUAUUGAGCAUUUAUUAAUUAGAUUUUCGUUUUUUGUUAAUUUUAUAGCAAUUUUAUG